GACGUCUCCCAGUGCCCGCCCUUUACGUCUGACUAUUGGGUCACCUCGGCUGAUUGACAGCGGUACUGCCCUAGGGAAUCCGCGGAUGAUUGGUGCAUUUGCACAUCAAUCAGAAACAGCCGUCUCCUAUUGGUCAGCGGCUGGCGUUCAUCAAUAGUGAUCAAGGCCAGACAAGCGGCCUAAGUCCCGCCCUCCCCCCACCGCCAGCCAAGAGCCUGAGACCGAGAGAAAAUAUUGGCUUGGACCGAAAGGGAGAAGGAAACUGUACUGAAGAAGGGAAAGGCAGCGAAGGACAAUGAAGAGGCGCAAUGCUGAUUGCAGCAAGAUCAGGAGGCCGUUAAAACGGAACAGAAUCACCGAGGGGAUAUACGGCAGCACUUUCUUGUACCUUAAAUUCCUUGUUGUGUGGGCACUGGUAUUGCUGGCAGAUUUUGUCCUUGAAUUCCGCUUUGAAUAUCUUUGGCCUUUCUGGCUGUUCAUCAGAAGUGUUUAUGAUUCCUUCAGAUACCAGGGUCUGGCUUUUUCAGUAUUUUUUGUUUGUGUAGCGUUCACAUCAGACAUAAUAUGCCUACUCUUCAUACCAGUGCAGUGGCUUUUCUUUGCUGCCAGUACAUAUGUAUGGGUUCAGUACGUCUGGCACACAGAAAGAGGAGUAUGUUUACCAACUGUAUCAUUAUGGAUAUUAUUUGUUUAUAUAGAAGCAGCAAUCAGAUUUAAAGAUUUAAAAAAUUUUCAUGUAGACCUUUGUCGCCCUUUUGCUGCACACUGCAUUGGCUAUCCUGUGGUGACACUGGGAUUUGGCUUCAAAAGUUAUGUAAGCUAUAAAAUGCGGUUAAGAAAGCAGAAGGAAGUCCAGAAGGAGAAUGAAUUUUACAUGCAGCUCCUACAGCAGGCCUUACCGCCAGAGCAGCAGAUGCUACAGAGGCAAGAGAGGGAAACCGAAGAAGUUGCUACAGCCAAAGGGAUCACAGAUAUAGAUUCUACACAGCUCCCACAACACAAUGGAGGAAUUCCAGCUGGUAGAAAGUUGACAGCGGCUUUACCAGAACUAGAGUACAAAGAAAAAGGGAAAGAGAAGGACAAAGAAGCCAAAAAACCAAACCUUGGGAUUAAUAAUAAUAUUUUACAGCCAGUAGACUCUAAAAUACAAGAAAUUGAAUACAUGGAAAAUCAUAUCAAUAAAAGAUUGAAUAACGAGUUUGUAGGGAGCACAGAAAACCUAUUAAAAGAGGACUCAUUUACAGCUGCUUCAAAGAAUUACAAGAAUGCUACUGGGGGAAUCAACUCUUCACCUAGAAGUCACUGCACAUCCAAUGGCAGUAUCCCUUCUUCUUCUGCUAAGAAUGAAAAGAAGCAAAAAUGCACCAGCAAGAGCAUGAGUACACACAAGGAAAUAAUGGAAAACUGUAUACCUAACAACCAGCUCAGCAAACCAGACACAUUAUUAAGGCUGGAACAGGACAUCAAGAAGCUGAAGGCAGACUUGCAGUCAAGCAGACAGUGUGAACAGGAGCUGCGCAGUCAGAUCAACUCACUGACCAGCACUGAACGUAGUAUCCGUUCAGAAGUAGGACAACUCCGACAGGAGAAUGAACUGCUACAGAACAAAUUACAUACUGCUGUGCAAGCCAAACAGAAGGACAAACAAACUAUAAGCCAGUUAGAGAAGAAACUCAAAGCAGAGCAAGAGGCAAAGACCUACCUUGAAAAACAGUUGGUGGACGAGAAGAAGAGGAAGAAGCUGGAGGAGGCAACUGCAGCCCGUGCUGUGGCACUUGCUGCAGCUACAAGAGGGGAAUGUACAGAAACUCUAAGAAGUCGUAUUCGAGACCUGGAAACAGAGUGCAAGAAGUUAACAAUUGACAUGAAAGUCAAAGAAGACCAGAUUCGUGAACUAGAGAUGAAAGUACAGGAACUGCGUAAAUAUAAAGAGAAUGAAAAAGAUACAGAGGUACUGAUGUCGGCACUUUCAGCCAUGCAAGAUAAAACACAGCACUUAGAAAAUAGCCUGAGUGCUGAGACCCGGAUCAAGCUAGAUCUCUUCUCUGCACUAGGGGAUGCUAAACGGCAGCUGGAAAUUGCACAAGGGCAAAUCAUUCAGAAGGAUCAGGAGAUCAAGGAGUUGAAACAGAAAAUUGCUGAGGUCAUGGCUGUAAUGCCCAGCAUUGCAUAUACAGGAGCAACCAGCACUCUGAGCCCUGUGACACCACAUUAUUCCUCCAAAUUUGUGGAGACUAGCCCUUCAGGACUUGAUCCUAAUGCCUCAGUUUAUCAGCCAAUGAAGAAGUGACUGUGCGCCUCUUUCUCCUGCCCUUCCUUCUCCCCCAUCCUUUCCCAGACUUUAUCGAUGUGGUGACAUCAUGCAAGAGUGUUCUGCAGUCAAGAUGACAAUGUAACGUGUGACUGUACGUACUAGUUGUAGUCAAAAAAACAAAAAUACAAAAAAUGACAUCAUGGUGUCGACUAGAACUGCCCGAUGGCUUCUCCUUUCCUGUAAAUUUUUAGAAAACCUCCCAGAACUUCGCAGUUUUUUUUUUUGGAAAGUCUGGUCAGUGCAUUGUGACUUUUCCUUGGUUCUUUCUGCCUUUUAUUUUUCAUUUGGUUUCCUCUUGGAGAUUUUUUUUUUUUAAAAAAAAAAACAGAUCUGCGAACCCACAUUCAUGCAAAAUGACAGGGUUGGAAACAUGGCAAUAAAUUUUAGAUUGAUUUUGAAUCAUUGUUGCUGACUAGCUCUUUCACUGUUGGCCCAUUUAAUCUGUCGAAUACGAUGCCACCUGUUCUACCACAAGUGUAGGAGUUCAGAGCAUUGAAUAAAUUUGCUCAACAAGUUCAUGUGUAUCAGUCAGUGAAUUUAACUAUUUUACUGUACUUGCCUCAGUCCCUGCAACCUUCAGAACUAACCUACAUUUCUAGCUCCAAGCCAAACUGGUGCUGUUAAGUAUUAUAAAAAAACAUGUACUUUUUAAACAGUGACUUUGUCACUAUGUGCCUGAAAUUGAGCAGUGUUUUAGUUUCAAGUUAUCCAUGUCGAGAAAUUGUAACUGGGAAGGUGUGUUCUCAGUUUGUGUGUUUUGAAUAUGUACAGUACCAGUUAGACAUGGAAAUAGAAAACUAAAUCACCUUUUGUUGACUAAUUUAGUUGGUGAUUUGGGACUAGUUGUAUUCUAACUUGCUGUUCCUAUCCUCAGUUAGAGGAUAUCCAAAAUGGCAGCUAAACAUACCAAGAGAGAGAAAUGAAAGCCCAGCCUAAUAAAGUUCUGAGGAACAUCAUUACUCCUUUAAUGACUCCCACAUCUGCAAUACUAAUACUUUAAUGGCUUCCUGUCUCCUCCUUCCACUCUUAAGUGUCCAAAUGCACGCUAUUCUGUGGGAUUAAAUUUGUAGUUGAUGACUUGCCAAUCAGUAUGCUAUUGAGAUAUGAAUAGUUGUUAUAGGAUAUAUUUGUCACUAUUCCUGGACAAAUUAUGAUGAGAUGUUCAAUAGUUGAGUAGAAGUAACUGUUACUUGAAAUGGCUAAAGAUGAAAAGUGAGUUGAAUGGUUUGGGUAUUUGAGCUGGCAUAAUGUCAUCUUUGUUAUGCUGUGUAGUUGACUACUGUGUUAUUUUCCAAAAGGACUUGGGUAAAAUGGUGCAUGCAUACACACACAUGGACAUACAAAUUAGUAACAGGAGUAGGCUAUUUAGACCUUUGAGCCUUUUAUGCCAUUUAAUAAGAUCAUGGCUGAUCUGAUUGCAAUCUGAAUCCCACUUUCCUAUCUACUCUUUGCACCCUUUGAUCCCCUUGUCAAUCAAGAAUCUAUCUAACUUUAUAAAUACCGUUUUGUAGAGGUAAAUUUCUUUCAUCAUUUAGCUGGGUAACUUGAAUGGCUAAUAGAUAAUUUCACAUAACUAACUCUGUUUUGGAUUCCAAGAUAUAAUACUGUGGUAUGCCAGGUGUACUGUGAUUUAUUAAACCUGCAUCAAAUCUUGAGAGUUAAAUAGUUAAAGGCAUAAACAAAUGGCAGUGUAUCACCUAGCUGUUGAAGUAAUAUUUAUAGAGGAGGAAACCAAUUAUUUGACGUGCCAUUUCAUUCUUACAUGGACAAAUCAUUAAGGUGUAAGUGUGAGAGUAACUGGUUAGUUAAAUUUACUACCAAAUUACUUCUUAAAAUUGCUUAUUUUGAAAACCUGGGUACUUCUGUUCUACAGUGAAAACUCUACUGUGAUAAUUCUCAAUUAACCACAAUGUUCAGAUUUAAUGAACAUUUUUCAAGUAUUCUGGAAAGUUUCAUGUAUAACUUCCCUAUACCUUUAGACCAAACGAAGUUUGAAGCAAUGUUUUAGGCUUUAAUGGAUGACAACUUUUAACAAAAUCUUGUGAUUAAGAGUAAAUAUAUUUGGGAACUCUUUCAAAACAAAAAGUAAUGAUUACAGUGCCUUCAAAAUUUGUAUCCAGAGGAAACCACAUCUUCUUCAGUAAUGCAUUCAUUCUUUGCAAUAUUCACGGUUCAAAUCAGACCUUUAAGUAUAUCUCUAGAGAAGACAACUUGAUACACAUGAAUAAGUGUUAUGCUUUAUAUGACUGAGUUAUUGACACAUUUUUUUUGUAUGCUUGUCAGUGCUGCCUAAUUUUAAACAAGAAGUAUUACAUGACUUGUUUUUGUUUUUUUGCACAGGUCAGCAACAGAGUUGAAUACUUUUCAUUUUCACUUCUGUUGAGCAGUGUUUUUAAUUGAACACAUUUUCAUUCUAUUCAAAUACAUUAGCUCUGACUGCAAAUUGGACUGUACUAGAUCCACUCAAAAUUAAUGGUAUAAGUGAUCAUUCUUUAUCAUGGUUAAAGACAGGCAUUAUUUAAAUCUUUGUUUAAAGAUCAGUCUUCACUUUCAGAAUGGUCUGUUUUUUGUUGGAUAUUUGUUAUACCCUGUAGAACUUGGAUUACAGAUUACUUGAAAUGUAAAUUUUAUCCUGAAAGUAAUUUCUAGUGCAUAUAUCCAGACCCAGUGCAGACAUAUAGUGCAAGUCCUCGAGAGCAAAACAGUAACUUUUUUUUUAUUUUCCAUGAAGCAAUUACAUUGUCAUUACCUUUAACAGUAUACUAGAAUGUGAUUGUUCUGAGUGCAAUAAGGAAAGGGGAACCUGACUUUGUGCAAAGGAUAUAGUACAGGUUGUAGAUUUGCCGGUGAAUGCUUUGUUUCAGUAUUUUUCUGCCGUGCUAGGACAUAAUCUGAUUUUGUUUAAAUACAUCCUAUUAGCUGAAAAUUAUAAUCCAAUUUUGUUGUGCCAAGAAAGAUUUUUAAAAAGUGUUCGGAGAAACGCGUUACCAAAUUGCACAAUUUUUUUUUUAAAUUUUGAAAUGGUUACAGCCAUUUGAUGGUAUGUAAAAGGUGCUUAAAGUGAGCAAUUCAUCUUGGCUAGUUGUAUGUAUAAGAUCAAGGGUUUGGGCAACGCGAAACUGUUCACUAAUGCAUCUUGCAUUUUGCAUUUUGCCCAGUCCGCUAAUAUAAAACCUUUUAUUUUUUGUGCACCAAAAUUGAGUAUGAUUGAUGGUUGACUCUUGAUCCCUUUGACUGUCCAACAAAAUAUGCUUCCAGAAGGGCAUGACAAACUCAAACACCUGUUUUUCCCCAGUCCAUGUCCCAUCCAGUAUGCAAUUUAAUGAAACUAAUUUUGAAAACAAGUGAGAAUUUGGCAGAUCUCAACCUCUUGUUAAAAUUUUGUUUAAAUCCCUAUAUGCAACGCAUCAGAACUUCUUUGUUAAAAAAAUUCACGCACUUUAGUUUGUAAUUAUAUGGAGGACAUUUAUUUUCUAAAAAUGGAUACAAUCUGAAAUUGCUUCCAGAAAUGCAUAUUUUUUCUCACAAACUUGUGUAAGAAGCAAAAAUUGAGCUGAUUAUUUCCAAAUUUCAUGAUUUCUUCCUGACUGAAUGUUUUGAGUGCCAUAAUGAUACAAGAUGUAUAAUAUUUGAACUUACUUUUUCCUCCAAAUCACUGAUUUUUUUGGGGGGUGGGCAAUCCAAACUAUAGAGCUUUUUUUAUUCUGUCCAGUGGAAUUUUUGCUUGUUUGCAAAUGUCUAAAACCGAUUCAUUCUGCACCAGAAUAAAAAUGUGGAGAGGUUUACACACUGAAUUGCAACAUUGCUCCUAGUUAGCUAUAUAGUAAUUGACAGGAAUGUAAUAAUUCAGGGCUAGCAAUAGGCUGGGAAAUCUAUGGUCAGAAAAGCUCUAAUCUUGAUUCAAAUUCUGAUUCAUACUUAUCAAAAGGAUACAAUACUGUGACCUUCAUUAGUCCAUGCCUUCUAAACAUCUCUCCCUGUAAACAUAUAACAUUUAGUGCUACAGAGAAGACCACUCCACAAUGCCUGACAUUUUAAUCUAACAAGCUGUCUUGAAAUUUCAAAUUCAUAAGUAUGUACAUUGGAAAUAACUGUUCAGCUGCCUAUAUAAAAUGAUUGGCUUGAUAAGUUACAAUGAAAUACAUUUACAUUGACAAAAGCAUUUGUUUUAAGAUUUUAUUCUGCAAUAUUUAGAGUAUUGAUUAUUUUGUGGUACUAUCCCAAUCUAGUUGAAAAAGACCUCAAACAAUAUUAGCCACACCUACACCUAUAAUUGUGGUUCAAGUAAAAUUGUAACACAUCCAAAUAAAUUUGUGUCCUCUGGUCAAGAGCUACCUUUGUAACCUUGGGGAUUUUGUCCAUCUUUGCAGAUGUUGCCUUUUAUACACAUGGUAAUUUAGUAGCAACGUUGCAGCAUUUUAAAAUAUUCUAAAGUCUUCAAAAGUAUGCAGUGAAUAUUGUGAUCCAAACUUCUCGCUCCAUUGCUCUCAAGGUUCAAUAUUUGAGUCCUGGGCUGUAAUACGAACACUUUGUGUGCUUGCAGUAGAUCCUAAGUGGAUUAGCUAUUCCCAGUUUUACUUUUCUAAAGUUUUUGUGUUUGACUGAUGUAGUCCCUCUGUUCAAAAUAAAGACCCUGUUUAAAUGCUGAAUCAGGUUCUUAAAGACAUAACUCUGUUGCAACCAGCAAAAAUUGCAAAGUUUACUUCAUUUUUUUACAGGAUAUUGGCUUCUGCCAAAUCUGUAUGGUUUUGGCUGUCAUUUUGGAUUUUUGAAUCACCUUCUGUAAUUGUCAUCAUAAAAUUGUUGCAAAAAAUUGUCUCAUGGAUUAUUUGAGCAUUGUGCAGAACAUGGAGUAUUGUCACUGACUUUUUUUGUGUUGAAAUUAAUAACACCUCCGAUUCCCCUUGUUGCCACUUUGGCACUUUUCUUUAUAUAACUGGUCUUGGCUGCAUUCUCUUUCUGUGGGGUUUACAAGGAAUAAACGUUUUUCUUGCA
This is a messenger RNA of Rhincodon typus (whale shark), 7309 nucleotides long. RefSeq names its product macoilin. Gene Ontology annotation, cellular component: rough endoplasmic reticulum membrane. Bases 296 to 2290 code for a protein of 664 amino acids. The transcript is spliced from 12 exons. NCBI's taxonomy places the organism in Eukaryota, Metazoa, Chordata, Chondrichthyes, Orectolobiformes, Rhincodontidae. Gene Ontology annotation, biological process: neuronal signal transduction. The record is from RefSeq and is a predicted model, not a curated record.